Messenger RNA from Mytilus trossulus (common blue mussel), 715 nucleotides. RefSeq names its product short-chain collagen C4-like. The transcript is spliced from 4 exons. The coding region runs from base 5 to 715 and encodes 236 amino acids. NCBI's taxonomy places the organism in Eukaryota, Metazoa, Mollusca, Bivalvia, Mytilida, Mytilidae. The record is from RefSeq and is a predicted model, not a curated record.
AAACAUGUUCCUGUCAGCUUUGGUAGUUGUUGUAACAACAAGCUUGGUCCUUGUGCAAUGUCAUGAUUGUAAAGAUUAUGACUUAUCGGCAUCUGACCAGUCUUUUCUAAUGAAGCAUUAUCUUCGUACAACUAGAAAAGAGGAAGGCAUUUCAACAGGAAAGCCGGUUGCUUCAGGUGUAACAUAUAUACGUUGGGGUAAGAAAGGAUGUCCGAAAGGAGUAGAUAUGGUUUAUACAGGGCAGGUUGGCGGAAAUGACUAUAGAAACAAAGCUGGAGGUGUCAACUAUCUAUGUCUACCAAAUGACCCGGAAAAUGGAGAGUCACAAAAAACUGAAAACGACCAAUUAUAUGGUGCGGAAUAUGAGUUUGGUUCAUCAUACAAACCAUCAGGAAUGAAAUCGGAUAUGCAACAAAAAGACGUACCAUGCGCUGUUUGUUUCCAAAGAAGAAGAUCUGUUCAUCUGAUGAUUCCAGGUAGAAAAACAUGCUACAAAGGCUGGACAUCCGAGUAUAGUGGUUUUCUAAUGACGGAUUAUAGGACUCACAGCAGUAAGGAUUAUUUAUGUGUUGACAAAGAUGCCGAACCUCUUGACAAUAAAAAUGGAAAUGAAAAUGGGGCAGUAUUGUAUGGAAUCAGAACCAAAUGUGGUAGUUUGAGGUGUCCUCCAUACAAAGAUGCUACAGAUGUACGAUGCGUUGUUUGUACAAAGUGA